Messenger RNA from Platichthys flesus (European flounder), 6505 nucleotides. RefSeq names its product leucine-rich repeat containing G protein-coupled receptor 4 (gene lgr4). Gene Ontology annotation, cellular component: membrane. Gene Ontology annotation, biological process: G protein-coupled receptor signaling pathway. The coding region runs from base 732 to 3662 and encodes 976 amino acids. Gene Ontology annotation, molecular function: G protein-coupled receptor activity; protein binding. NCBI's taxonomy places the organism in Eukaryota, Metazoa, Chordata, Actinopteri, Pleuronectiformes, Pleuronectidae. The record is from RefSeq and is a predicted model, not a curated record. The transcript is spliced from 18 exons.
AUCCGCACUCACUCGUCCACCUCAGGAAAAGUUUGACCCGGUGUUUCUUCCUCCUUCCCAGCAGCGAGUGCUGGUUGUUGGCUGUGCAGACUGACGCUGCGGUGCAGGUCUCGGAGCAGCACAGGCCGGGCCCAGUGCUGCAGGUUGUCCGGUAGGGUGCCCGCCCGCCUGCCUGCAGAGCUGUUGAUGUCAGGAGCAGAGGAGGGGGACGCGAGGAAUGGCUGAAAACAGACGGUGAUCUCCUGCGAGGGGGAAACAGCAAGUGAUCGUCCGGUUACCGAGAGUUUCACCGGAUCCGCUUCACAGCGACGCGACACCAGGCGCCGAUCGGCGUUUUCUCCGGGAGAGGGAGGGGGUGGGGGGGUUAUUUAAUGGGACAACGAAAACGGCACAAAAAAAACGCAAGGUAGGCUCCCGCUCCUGUCGCCAGCUCCGCCGCUAAAUGUUCACUCACAGGGGGUCGAGGAGACAUGUCCAGCCCCUCGCCUUCGAAGGCAGCUCCCGGGUCUGUAUCGCUCAACUUUACGUGAACGUGGGUGUUUUUUCGCUGGGGGCUCGUUAAAACGUGUGAUAUGUUUUGAGAGGAAAAAAGCGUCAUCUCUUCAUGCCUAAGCCGAGAGAACCGCAUGAGAGGAAGCCCGGAGCCGACUAACACGCCGCGGACAAAGCCUCCCCUUCCCGCCCGCCUUUCCCUCCCGUCGCCUUCCACCUGAACCGAACGGGCAGACACAAUGCGUGGGGAUCUGCUGUGGAUGUGUCUGUGGGCUCUGCUCCGUCCUGCCGCCGCCGGUCAAGGGCAGUCGGCGGCCGUGUGUUCGCCGUCGUGCGGCUGCGAUGAAGAUGGAGGUGCGGACUGCUCGGGCAGAGGACUGACCAGCGUCCCGGCCGGACUCAGUGCCUUCACCUACUAUCUUGACCUGAGCAUGAACAACAUCACUGAGCUCCCGGCCUACAUAUUCAAGAACUUCCCCUAUCUGGAAGAACUACGACUUGCGGGGAAUGACCUGUCAUUCAUCCACCCUGAAGCCCUGUCUGGCCUGCAUCAGCUCAAAGUCCUGAUGCUCCAGAAUAAUCAGCUUAAGACGGUUCCCAGUGCAGCCCUGAAGAACCUUCAAUCGCUCCAGUCUCUUCGCCUGGACGCGAAUCAUAUCACCACGGUUCCAGACGACAGUUUUGAAGGCCUUCAGCAGCUGCGUCACCUGUGGUUGGACGACAACAACCUGACGUCUGUCCCCGUCAGUUCUCUGGGUCACCAGGGAAACCUUCAGGCUCUUACGUUGGCACUCAACCGCAUCUCGUACAUACCAGACAACGCCUUCGCAAACCUCACCAGUCUAGUUGUGCUACAUCUCCAUAACAACAGAAUUAACGAGAUAGGAGACAACUGCUUUGCCGGACUGUUGAACCUGGAGACGCUAGACCUGAACUUCAACAACCUGAUGGUUUUUCCCAAAGCUAUUGAGGCUCUGCCCAAACUGAAGGAACUCGGUUUUCACAGCAACGAUAUUGCCUCCAUACCUGAAGGGGCCUUUCAUAACAACCCCCUACUGCGAACCAUACAUCUCUAUGACAACCCUCUGUCCUUCGUGGGCACCACAGCUUUCCAGAAUCUGUCCGACCUGCAUUCACUGAUGUUGCGUGGGGCCAGUAUGAUGCAGGACUACCCCGUCCUGACGGGGACUAAUAACCUUGAAAGCCUGACCCUGUCAGGAACCAAGAUAUCGUCCACCCCCGCUGAUCUGUGUGACGAUCUCAAGUUGCUCAGAACGCUAGACUUGUCCUACAAUGAGAUCGAGGGGCUGCCGGCGCUGCAGGGCUGCGUCCGACUGCAGGAGAUAAGCUUUCAGCACAACCAUAUACAACAAAUUGAGAGAAACACUUUCCAGGGUCUCUCUGCUCUACGUCUACUGGACCUGAGUAGGAAUGAAAUCCGAGUCAUUCACCCAGAUGCUUUCCUCAGCCUCACUGCACUAACCAACCUAGAUCUGAGUAUGAACUCUCUGACUGUGAUUUCAACAACUGGACUCAGCGCCCUCAGUCAGCUCAAACUCUCUGGGAACCCACAGAUGAAAAAUGUGCUGACAGCAAAAAACCUUCCCAAACUCAGGUCCAUCUCUGUCCCGUACGCCUACCAGUGCUGUGCGUUUGUCGGAUGUGACUCAGGGACGAGCUCCUCUGAGGAAAACGACAUAAAGAAAUCGACAGCGGGGGAGGAUGUGGAAAGAAUCUCGAUGAUUAUGCACUGCUCUCCUUCACCAGGAGCUUUUAAGCCGUGUGAGCAUCUCCUUGGUAACUGGAUGAUUCGUCUGACGGUCUGGUUCAUCUGUCUGGUGUCGCUGGUCUUUAACGGGCUGGUGCUGGUGGCCACCUUCUCCUCCGCACACCGAGCUCCAGGCCAUUCCCACUCCCCGUCCCUCUCUCCAGCCAGGCUGCUCAUGGGGCUGUUGGCGUUGGCCAAUCUGCUCACAGGUGUGUAUGUCGGCGUGCUGACCGUGCUCGACGUUGCUACCUGGGGCUCCUUCGCGGAGUUCGGAUUGUGGUGGGAGAUGGGGCCCGGCUGUCAGAUCUCAGGAGCUCUGGCCGUCUUCUCGUCUGAGUGGGCGGUCUUGUUACUGUCCCUGGCAGCCGUGGAGCGCAGCGUGGCUGUGCGGACUAUUCUCGGGAAAGUAAUGAUGUCCCCCAGGAGGAACGUCGGCAGCCCUCAAGGAUGCUGGAGAGGAGGUCGACGCUUCAGCCUGGCUGCAGGACUACUGGGGCUGCUGGCUGCAGCUGCGGCCUGCCUGUCUCUCCUGACCACCAGCGACCAGACGGCGUCUCCCCUCUGCCUGCCCUUUGCUGGUGGCGAGAGUCCAGCUCUGAGUGUCACUGUGAUUCUGGUGCUGCUCAACGCGCUGGCCUUCCUGUUCACUGCAGCCGUGUAUACCGAGAUGUACUGCCACCUUGGCAGGGUGGAGCUGGCUGAUCCGGAGCAGACGGGUGCCCUGCGACAUGUUGCCUGGCUCAUUUUCACCAAUUGCAUCUUCUUCUGCCCUGUGGCGGCGUUCUCCUUCGCCCCCCUCUUGACUGGCUCCACAGCUGGCGGCCCAGAGAUCGCCAAGUCUGUCACCCUCAUUUUCUUCCCGCUGCCCGCGUGCCUGAACCCAGUGCUGUACGUGUUCUUCAGCCCGGCCUUCAGGGAGGACUGGCUGAGACUACGUGGACGCAGAGGUUUGACCAGAGAGGUGAAGGCUGGUGCUGAGAGUCAUGGAGACGAUGGCGGAGGAGGGUCUGAGCUCACUGACGGAGGCUCCUCCACCCACCUGGGCUUUGACUGUGGGGUGUACUCGCAGCUCUGUGGAGAGACAGUUGUGUGCGAGCAGUGCGAGGCAGCGCUGCAUGCCAGGACCUGCUCUUCCCCCUCGUCCUCCACAGUCUGUAGACACUUGGUGAAGUCUCACAGUUGUCCCACCCUCAUGGCGGGCGCGGCCGUGUGCCAGCGUGCCGAGGGGUUCUGGGCCGACAGCGGCACGCCCUCCGCUCAGUCUGAGUAUGCAGAUGAGGGGGACUCGUUUGUGUCGGACAGCUCAGACCAGGUUCAGGCCUGUGGCAGAGCGUGCUUCUGUCAGACCAGAGGCCUCCCGCUCGUUCACUACUCAUACAACAUACCUCGAGUCAAGGACUAAGGAGACUUCAGAGUUCCACUGUGUGCACAGAUCUCUCUCUCUCAUGUGAAUGUAGGUCCUGCAAGAAUAAAUAAGCAUUUUCUUUUACCGGACAACAACAUGUGCCAACUACCCUGUUGAAAGACUAUUCAGCAAGCACUUAUGUAAACACAGUCGCAACCAGCCGUUUAAAGGGAACCUGGGACUUGUCUGAGUGAACUGAAAUGAGCACAUCGUGUCACAAACUGGUCAACAAAGGACCUUGCAAAGGAAACUGUGGCCACCAGUGCCUUCCUCUUGCUUUCGAGUGGAUAUCAUGAUGUUGCGAUUUACGUGUCAAAGAUUGUGAUUUAUCUUUUCCCUGUAAUUCUAAGCUUUUAAAAUUUUAUUUUUUAAUUUUAUACUCUGAUUUUUAAAACUAUCAAUGUAGCAGAAUGUAGUAAUUAUCCUAGACUUUUCCGUUUGAAUGUAAUAACUUCUGGCCUUACUGCCUGCGAUCAGUGAGGAGGGUAAACGCCAGUCUAUUAUAAAAACAACUUCUUUGCUUUAAGUUACUAAGACUAAGAAUGUGAUGAAAGUAGCAGAUAUCACUGUUUAAGCAACAACCAUGCUCGGUGGUUUUGAAAGAUGUUAUUUAUUGUGUGAGAAGCAGGGGCUUCUGGGUUGAGAGGAUUUCAGGUGUUUAAAAGGCUGCCUUUGAAUGAUGCAUAUACAAUAGAAACAAAGCAUUUGCCAAAAUAGAAGCACCUCUUUUUGUUUUAAUUGUUCAUAAAAUACAAAAAUAUGCAAACAGGGUUAGGUCAUUCAUUUUUUGUUUGGAAUCAAAAAUGAUUCCUGAUCGUUUUUAAAUAUCAGCCUUAUUCCUGAGUGUUUUCUACCUUCCUCUUUGAAUUGGAUCAAAACUUUUCUUUUAUCUUAAACUGCACAAAAGCCCAUAAAUAAUUCGAAGUAAAGUAGCACUUAAGUGCGUUUUGCUGUUCUCUAAUGUUCAGAUUCAUUUUGCCUGACACAAUAAUGUUGACUUGAUGCUGCGUGGAUUAGCUUAAAAAACCAAAGGAUUAAACAACACGAUAUAGCAUGAUAAAUAAUGAGCUGUAGAUAGUGGUAUGUGGAUGGCGUUUCCUUCAGAUGGACUAAUGCUAGCUGCUUCCGAGCUCUAUGCUAAGCUAAGUGUCUAAGGAUGAGAAGUAUUGCUUUUCAUGUCUAACUCUGGGAAUGAAGAGAUAAUAUUUGCCAAAUAUCCACAAAGACAUACACUUUAGUCUUUUAGCCCAUAAAUUGAAAAACUAAAAACUUUCAAACAAGCAGGAAAUUCAAAAGCAUUCUCAUGUGAAGAGUGCUUGGUGGAUUUGUAAAACCCAUUUAAAGUACAAUAAGGGUAAAACCUCCACCAAAGCCCAACAGUCCCUUUUAAAUUCAAUCAAACUGCACCAAAUUUCACCCAAUUCGCUAAACAUUCCCCAUCACGAUCCAUGAAUUAGUCCCUGUGAAAGAUAUACAAAAAACGACAUCGCAUUGUAAAAUAAAUUUACAAAAGAAUUCCUGGUUCCACAAAUAGAUUAAACAGAUUCUUUUCUUCCGCAUCCCUCUACCCAGUUUCCUAGAAAUCCAUUCCAUCGUUCUUUGUGUUAUCCUGCUAACAAAUCAACAAACAGUGUGAUCUGAAUGUAUUUCCGCUCCUCAGCCUGGAACAUACCAGCCUGCCAGCCAGCUGUGUCAACAAGUGGGGCAGCAGUGCUCAAAAGUUAGAAAUGGGCUGUUAUCAAAAUGCUUUAUCAACCAGACACAUUUAAAGACAAGUAUCUUCACUGAUUUAGCCGAUUGAUAAGUUCUCUGUUUGUAUAUAGCUACAUUCUGACCAGAAAAUAUGGGCAAGAUGGCAAAAGGUUAGGAAAACAAGGCCUUUUAUAGAACGCUGUCUCCAUUUUGUUUGAAAUCCAGCUGCAUCAUCGGUGAACGACUCUGAAACUUGCUGCAUCACUACUUAAUUCUUGAUCGUCCAGUUUUAUCGAACAGGUCAUCAGAAGCUGUAAAGCGUAGAAACCUAGAUCCCUUUUUGCCCCGGGCGAUACUGUGAGUGACGAGGGAUCGACUCAUGUGUGGUGUGCCGGAGCGUGACUGCUCACAUUAAGGUGGAUACACCCUCGGAGCGUGUAUCCACAAGCGCACGUCAUGUGAGCGCUCAGGAAUUUGGGCAAUGUAGGGAAACGUUAUCCUCCACUGACUUGUCAUUCAUGCCCUGAUGAUGCACCGGUUAAUCGUCAUCUCCCUGGUUUUUAUUUCCUGUUUUCACGUGGUCUCGACUGGGUGUCAAUUCUUGCACCAACCCAAAUGUCCGUUGAUUGUUUGUACAUUUUCAGCAGAUGGGACAUCAGACGUGUCAGAUAUUUUAUUAGUUUGGUUAUUGGUUUCUCGUUUUUUUUAUUUGUAUGUAAAUUAUUUGGAAAGAUAACAAGUAAUCAAGAAUGGGAUGCUAACUAAGGAAGCUACCUCCUCGACUGUAGUGGCUACCAGCAAUGCUUUGUAAGAGAAUAGUCUAUUUUAAUUUGUUGUUGCUCUUUGUUUGCAUUCUCAGUUUUAUGUUGACACGUGGUUGUACAUCAUCAUUUUAGUUUAAGAGCAAUUGUGGGAGGAAUCUAUGUACUAUAAGCUGUGAUUUUAUUUUCUAAAUCAAAAUAUAGACUAUGAAUUGUUUCUGUUUUUAUCUUUUUAUAGACAAACCUGCAGAGUAAUACAGCUUAUGAAAAAAAUCUCUUAAUUUCAAUUCAAAUUCAAUUUUAUGUGUCUCCCCAAGUUGUUGUUUUUUUUUUGUUCAAGUAGCCAAAUGAUUCUACAUUGUGUAUGAAUAAAGUUGACGAAUACAA